Molecule: messenger RNA, 607 nt
Organism: Saitoella complicata NRRL Y-17804
Lineage: Eukaryota; Fungi; Ascomycota; Saitoellomycetes; Saitoellales; Saitoellaceae
Exons: 1
Coding region: 63-548 (161 amino acids)
Source: RefSeq, a predicted model, not a curated record
CCUUGACUCCGGGCGGUGUUGCCUCUGGAAGUCGUACCCCCGGACCUGUACCCCCGAUCACAAUGGCAAACCGCGAAGUCGGAUGGAAACACUUCGCCCUCGAAGGCGUCGGCUGGCUCAAAUUCCGUACCUCAGAAUCCGAACGCGCUCGACGCGCUGCCUCAAAAGCCCGCAAAGACCUGGCGAAAGCGGAGAAGAAACGUGUGAAGGAGGAGAAAGCCAAGGAGCGGGAGGAGGAACGGAUGGUGCAGGAGGCGAGGAAAGCCAAGGAGCGGGAGGAGGAACGGAUGGUGCAGGAGGAGAAGAUGAGGGUGAUGAGGGAGGCGAGGAAGGGGAGGGAACGUGAGAAGGCGCUGAAGAAGGAGCUGAAGGGGGUGCGGGAGGAAGAUGUGAAGAUGGAGACUGAAGCUCCGGGGGUUGACGUGGUGUCUGUUACUAGCUCUAGCGAGAGUACAACUGCAUCGAGUGUCGAUGGGACUUUGCCUGUUGGGACGGGGGUGUUGCCGGUGGGGGAGGGCACGCUUCCUGUUGGGGCUGGUACGCUCUGAUAUCGCUGUCAAGUCGGAAUGGGAGACUCGUGAAGUGUUGAGUUUGGUGAUGGCAUGGU